Molecule: messenger RNA, 687 nt
Organism: Eruca vesicaria subsp. sativa (arugula)
Lineage: Eukaryota; Viridiplantae; Streptophyta; Magnoliopsida; Brassicales; Brassicaceae
Source: the annotation of a GenBank genome assembly
AUGGCGUUUUCAUCUUCUUGUUCAACCGUCAAAUCCGUUAACUCACGGUGGACAUCUCCACGUCCAUCACCAGUACCAAAACUCGCAUCCCUCCGUCUAUCUCUGUUACCAGAGCUCCGUUACACACCAAACCUCAAACUAACGGCGACCAACGCCUUGAGAACCGUCGAGCAAACGAAGUUAACAGAGGAAAACAAUCUCUCCACAUACGGAUCUGACCAAGAAGACCUAGCGUCGCUUCCUAAGCCGAGGAUCCUCGUCGCGGAGAAGCUAGGAGAAGCCGGAGUCAACCUCCUCCGAGAAUUCGGCGACGUGGACUGCUCUUACGAGCUUUCACCGGAGGAUCUGAAGAAGAAAGUGUCCGAGAGCGACGCGUUGAUCGUUAGAAGCGGAACUAAAGUGACGAGAGAAGUGUUUGAGGCGGCGAAGGGGCGGUUGAAAGUUGUCGGAAGAGCUGGAGUUGGGAUUGACAACGUUGAUCUUCAAGCUGCGACGGAGUAUGGAUGUUUGGUGGUUAAUGCUCCGACUGCUAACACGGUGGCUGCAGCGGAGCAUGGUAUCGCUUUGCUUGCUUCUAUGGCACGGAACGUUGCUCAAGCUGAUGCUUCCACUAAAGCAGUAAUUGCUAAAAUAAUGGUUUACUAUGGCCGUUUGCGCUUACUACAUGUGACUGCAAUCUACAACUAA